This is a messenger RNA of Adineta ricciae, 290 nucleotides long. The record is from the annotation of a GenBank genome assembly. NCBI's taxonomy places the organism in Eukaryota, Metazoa, Rotifera, Eurotatoria, Adinetida, Adinetidae.
AUGAAAUUGGAAACAAUCACACAAUCUUAUAAAGAUGUUCGUUUACCAGAAAAACCAAUCAAUUUAAUCAAAGAUUUAACAUGUAAAUGGCUAUGUCAAGAUAUGAGACCGUUUUCAAUUGUAGAAGAUAUCGGGUUAGAAAACUUAAUACAAGAAUUCAUCAAUAUAGAUAAUCAUAUUUUAAUUAUGUUUUUGUGUACUCAAAAAGUGAGUACACUACUAGAAUCGAUCAGUAUGUCCGGCCGGACGGCCGUCCGUCCGUUUAUCCGAUAACUCUCGAAAACUACAGG